AAGAGUGACUAGUUUAGUCAAGUCAGUAGCAAUAAACCCUCUAUAAAAUGCCACCCUCCUCCAUUGCUCAUAUACUCUUCUUGAGAAGCAGCCAUGGCAGCAGUUGUACGUUUGCUUCUUGUAUCAGUGGUUUUGCUAUUCUGCCUCGCAGAGGUGUCAUCUGAUUUGAAAAUGGAAGAAGAAAUGGCCCAGGUUGAGGCUGCUGUUAGAGGUGGAAACAGGAGGCUCAUGCAAGAAAUAGAUUGUGGAGGGCUUUGCAAGCAGAGAUGCAGCCUUCACUCGAGGCCAAACGUGUGCACUAGGGCAUGUGGCACGUGCUGUGCUAGGUGUAAGUGUGUGCCACCUGGGACCUCAGGCAAUAGAGAAGUUUGUGGGAAAUGUUAUACUGAAAUGACAACCCAUGGCAACAAUACCAAGUGCCCUUAAUUUUUAGGACCCUUUUUAUGUGUGUUGAUGUAUCUACCCUGCUGGGCCGGGCCUGGGUUAUGUUGAUGUGCUAUAUUUUCUAUGUAUGACAUAUAUAGGUUUAUGUUGUUUCUUUUUC
This is a messenger RNA of Jatropha curcas, 544 nucleotides long. Its product is annotated as snakin-2. The record is from RefSeq and is a predicted model, not a curated record. NCBI's taxonomy places the organism in Eukaryota, Viridiplantae, Streptophyta, Magnoliopsida, Malpighiales, Euphorbiaceae.